AAAUGAUGUUCAAAGUGUCUGUUUCUUAGAAUAUUAAAUGAUUUUGAGAUUUAGAAUAAGAUUUGUUAUCGGUAAACGUGAAUAACGAAAUUACUUUCCUAACAAACCAAACAAUUUCGUAAUCUUUGAAACUGGCGCUAUUAAGUCACAUAAUCUUUGAACAGCUGAUCAAUGAAACAAUGUAAACGCGGUACCUGUUCAAGAAUCGUUUAAGAAGAGGAAUUUGUGAAAUUUCUUAAAAUUUCUUUUGUACAUCAACCUUUUUUACAAAGUUUUUUUAUCAUCCAAGAAAUUUGAUUUCAAGAUUUGUUCCAAUCGACUUUUGGAAAAAUUGUGAUAUUUUCUUUAUUCGUGAGGAUUUGUACAAUGGAAGAAGGAAAAAAGUUUUGGAAGAAGUCCGAUGAUUUGUUAUUUUCAAGGAUAUCAUUAAUGAGCCUGGUGUUGGAAUAAAAUUAAACGGUGACGUAAAUGGAUAAUGGAAAUGGUGAAAGAAAAGCCACGAAGACGGAGCGUGAGUGAAUUGCUCGAUUGGAGAUCCAUGAUUGGAUUGAAAGGUGGUGCUGUUAAUUCCGAGAACAAUGAUACCGAUGGCAUUUAUUUUGAUGAUUAUGAUCGAAGUCCGGAAAUUAGGCGAAGAAAACGUUCCGGCACUUGGCCGAGAACGAGAAGUUUAAACGCACCAAGUCCGAUACAACAAUUUGGGCCAUGCGGGCGUAUAAUGAAAAACUCGGCUAUGGUCAUGACCAUUCAGGACCCGGCUUCGCAAAGGUUGACUUGGUACAAACCACCACUAAGUGUCCUCGUGAUAAAAAAAGUCCGUGAUUCUUCUGUUCUACCACCUUUUGUGCAGUUGGUAACAUGGCUAAUAGAAGAAAAGCGAAUGGUCGUAUUCGUCGAAGCUACCGUACUCGAGGACUCAGCUUUGGCUCGGGAUUUAAGAUUUCAAGGAGUUCGAGACAGAUUACAAACAUUCAGAGAUGGCACCGAUGAUUUACAGGAUAGAAUAGAUUUUAUAAUAUGUUUGGGAGGCGAUGGCACGUUACUUUACGCCGGUCUUCUUUUCCAACAAUCCGUACCACCAGUUAUGGCAUUUCACCUUGGUUCAUUGGGUUUUCUCACGCCCUUCGAAUUCGACAAUUUUCAAGAACAAGUUACGAACGUUCUCGAAGGUCACGCGGCCUUGACCCUUCGAAGUCGUUUAAGGUGUAUCAUUAUGCGAAAGGAAGAAGAGGGUCAACCAUCUAAAUCACCAACGAAUUUGUUAGUGCUGAACGAAGUGGUCAUAGAUCGAGGACCUUCGCCGUACCUUUCAAACAUCGAUCUUUUUAUCGACGGCAAGUAUGUGACUAAUGUUCAGGGUGAUGGUUUGAUCGUCAGUACACCAACUGGCUCUACGGCUUAUGCAGUAGCAGCAGGAGCUAGCGUGAUGCAUCCUUCGGUACCUGCAAUCAUGAUCACACCGAUCUGUCCUCAUUCCUUAUCAUUCAGGCCAAUCGUUGUACCAGCUGGUGUUGAAUUAAAGAUUUCAGUAUCGCGAGACAGCAGAAACACUUCGUGGGUCUCGUUCGACGGUAGAAAUAGACAAGAAUUGUUUCAUGGAGACAGUUUACAAGUGACAACAUCGGUAUAUCCCGUUCCUAGUAUUUGUGCAGCCGAUCAAAUAACGGAUUGGUUUGAAUCUCUCGCCGAGGGUUUACAAUGGAACGUUCGGAAAAGGCAAAAACAUUUGGACGAGCUGAGUGAUUUAACUCAUUCAUCUAGCAACGAUACCCUUGACUCUUUGGACCGUGACAGCUAGGCUAAGGGCAUGUGUUAUAAAUAGGAUAAUAACCAUUUAGCACAAUUGGUAAUAUCAAACAUAAAUCUAAAAGAUUUGUGCGAGUGCCUCUAAAGUGAUAAGAACAUGGAGACUCCUUUACUCUACGGGAUAAUAGACGACGGAUUUUGUUCUAUAUCAUCAUAAAAAGUUAUUGGAACCAACUAUGCCGGUGUCACAAUUGAAAUCAAUCAUUAUUUUAAUUCUAACAACUUUUAAAAGGCGAAUAUAGUAUACACGUUCGCUCUCAUAGUCAUCGAUUUGUACGAUAAUAUUUUAAAUGAACAUCGACAUUCAUGCAAUCAUAAUGUUAGUGUCGCAUUAUUCGAUGAUUCUGAUGAGUUGUUAAGAAGAAGCCCCGGCCUUAGUCGAAGAGCUAAUUGAUAUUUUAUUAUAAAGAGGAUCAAACACGUGUAAAGAGGUUUAAAACACGUGCAUUAAAAAAAAUAGAGAAAUCGUA
Polistes dominula (European paper wasp) is the source of this 2276-nucleotide messenger RNA. Its product is annotated as NAD kinase. Gene Ontology annotation, biological process: NAD+ metabolic process; NADP+ biosynthetic process. Lineage: Eukaryota; Metazoa; Arthropoda; Insecta; Hymenoptera; Vespidae. The record is from RefSeq and is a predicted model, not a curated record. Gene Ontology annotation, molecular function: NAD+ kinase activity.